AUGGCCCUCUCCUUCAUGCUCUCUUGGUACGACGAGGUCAAUCUUGACCAGCUGGAGUGCCGGAGGGCUGAUGUGGAGGAAGCUGCGGAGGAGACCAGGGCUUCUCCUAUGAAGAGGUCAAUCGGCGGCUUUGCCGACGAAGAUGAUCUCCUUGAUAUUGAUGAUGAUUUCAUUGAGCCUCCGCCUAAGAGGGUCCGAUCUGAUGCUGUCUCGCCAGCCGCCGCAGCUUCCGAAGCUUCGGCUCCUAAGGCGGCUCCCGCGGCGCAAGCAUCAACUGCCUCUUCCCUUUCCAAAGGGAAAGAUGCUCCUACUGCUGCCACAGCCCCUCCUUCUGAUCUACGAGGUGUGAUAUCCUCUUUAGAGGCCUUCGCCUCUCAAUUCACCUCUCUGGAGGCGGACAAAAUUCGGCUGCAAGAGGAGGCUAAGUCUUCCUCUUCAAAGCUGGAUGGCGCCAUCAAAAAGGCCGCCAUAGCUCGCCAGGAGGUCGACUCCCUGAAAGAAGAGCUGAACAAGCUGAAGGAGAGGCUGAAGGAGGAGGAAACUCGGGCGGCAGAAAAGGAUGAACUUCUCCGUCAGUCUGCCUUGGCCCUGCUUGAAGCCGCCAGUAUCCCUGUUACUGCUUUGGACAAAGUUCCAAGCAACUCCCCGGCAAAUGGUGUGUCAAUGGUUCUCGCCACCCACCAGCUUACCCGGGAGCUGCUUGACAAGGGAAAGGGUGUUCUGGCGCGGAUGCAUUCAAUGAUAUUCCCCAAGGCCAAGCAAGAGAAGAAUCUGGGGCAGCUGAUUGAUGCCUUCGCAGUCGACACUAAGGAGGUCAUCGAGGUAUUCAAGCGCACCUCACGUACCUAUGGUGCCCUUCUUGCCUUCCAACUUAUGAUGGGUUACGGCUUUAAGGCUGACAUCGAAGAAAUGACUAAGGAGCUGCCGAAAGAAAAAGAUGGGCAACUUGUUAACUUAAGCGCCUUUACGAUCUCGCCCGUACUUGUGCUCGCCAGCUCCUUGAUUUAG
Messenger RNA from Lolium perenne, 1008 nucleotides. The record is from RefSeq and is a predicted model, not a curated record. Lineage: Eukaryota; Viridiplantae; Streptophyta; Magnoliopsida; Poales; Poaceae.